AUGUGUAUAAGAACAGUAAUACUGUUUACUGUUGCGCUCGUCAUAUCUACCAAAUGUGUAACAGGCUUCUUGACUGAUCCGGAGGAAUUUUUGAAGCUUGACCUGGCCAUGAGAUUGUUGUCUGGUAAACCGUUAGUGGACUCUUUUAGAGACUUGUUUCCUCAUCCAUUUUUCUCUGAUCCGGUUACGACUCGUAGAGAUUCCAAAGAUCCAGAGCCAACGACUCAAGCACCACCAACCACAACGAUUUCACUCCUGUCAUUACCCCACAUAUCAGAAAAUACUCAAUUUUCAUAUCAACAAUAUUCCGCAGCACUCAACUACUCCACAUCGGUAUCUGAACCAGCGAAAGUCGCCUUCUCAACUGAUCAUUUACAAAACAAUGAUCCCGGAAACCAACAAUUUAGUAGUCAAUCGAACCAGCAAUUCAAUAGUCAACCGAUCAAGAAAUUCAAUAGCCAGCCAAACCAACAAUUCAAUAGUCAAUCGAACCAACAAUUCAAUAGUCAAUCGAACCAACAAUUAAAUAGUCAAUCGAACCAACAAUUCAAUAGUCAAUCGAACCAAAUAUUUAAUAAUCAACAGAACCAGCAAUUCAAUGAACAAUCUAACCAACGAUUCGGUGACCAAUCGAACCAACAAUUUAGUGAUCAAUCGAACCAACAAUUCAAUAUUCAGUGGAACCAAAAAUUCAAUAGUCAAUCGAACCAAAAAUUCAAUAGUCAAUCGAACCAACAAUUUGGUGACCAAUCGAACCAACAAGUCCAUAUUCAGUCGAACCAACAAUUCAAUGGUCAUUCGAACCAACAAUUCAGUGAUCAAUCGAACCAACAAUUCAGUGACCAAUCGAACCAACAAUUUGGUGACCAAUCGAACCAACAAGUCCAUAUUCAGUCGAACCAACAAUUCAAUGGUCAUUCGAACCAACAAUUCAGUGAUCAAUCGAACCAACAAUUCAGUGACCAAUCGAACCAACAAUUCAAUAUUCAGUUGAACCAACAAUUCAAAAGUCAAUCGAACAAACAAUUCAAUAUUCAGUCGAACCAACAAUUCAAAAGUCAAUCAAACAAACAAUUAAGUGACCAAACGAACCAACAAUUCAAUAGUCUAUUGAACCAUCAAUUCGGUGACCAAUCGAACCAACAAAUCAUUAGUCAAUCGAACCAACAAUUCAAUGGUCAAUCGAACCAAAAAUCCAAUGGUCAAUUGAACCAACAAUUCAAUGACCAAUCGAACCAACAAUUCAAUAUUCAGUCGAACCAAAAAUCCAAAAGUCAAUCGAACCAACAAUUCAAUGACCAAUCGAACCAACAAUUCAAUAUUCAGUCGAACCAACAAUUGAAUAGUCAACCGAAUCAACAAUUCAAUGGUCAAUUGAGCCAACAAUUCAAGGGUCAAUUGAACCAACAAUUCAAUGGUCAAUUGAACCAACAAUUCAGUGACCGAUCGAAACAACGACUCAGUGACCAAUCGAACAAACAAUUCAGUGAACAAUCGAAACAAUUCAAAAGUCAAACGAACCAACAAUUCAGUGGUCAAUCGAACCAACAAUCCAAUGGUCAGUCAAACCAACAAUUCGAUGACAAAUCGAACCAACAAUUCAAUGGUCAAUCGAACCAACAAUUCAAUAGUCAAUCGAACCAACAAUUCAAUGGUCAGUCAAACCAACAAUUCGAUGACCUAUCGAACCAACAAUUCAAUAGUCAAUCGAACCAACAAUUCAAUGGUCAAUCGAACCAACAAUUCAAUGGUCAGUCAAACCAACAAUUCGAUGACCAAUCGAACCAACAAUUCAAUAGUCAAUCGAACCAACAAUUCAAUGGUCAAUCGAACCAAAAAUUCAAUGACCAAUCGAACCAACAAUUCAAUAUUCAGUCGAACCAAAAAUCCAAAAGUCAAUCGAACCAACAAUUCAGUGACCAAUCGAACCAAAAAUUCAGUGAUCAAUCGAACCAACAAUUCAGUGAUCAAUCGAACCAACAGGUUAAUAGUCAAUCGAAACAACAAUUCAAUAGUCAAUCGAACCAUCAAUUCAAUAGUCAAUCGAACCAACAAUUAAAUAGUCAAUCGAACCAACAAUUCAAUAGUCAAUCGAACCAACAAUUCAAUAGGCAAUUGAGCCAACAACCAAUUUGGAAACAAAACGAGUGGGUCAAUGGACAGACAGCUCAGCAGUUCACUAAUCAAGCAAUCCAACGAGUCAAUGGGGUACCAAUCAAGCAAUCUAAUGGACAACCAAAUGACUUUAUAAGUAGACUAAAUCAUGCAAAUGGGCAACCUUAUCAGCUACCCAAUACAGAACCAAAUCAGCUAAAUGGUCAACUGAAUCAAUUCAAUGGACAAUCCAAACAACAACCCAACACUCAACUAAAUCAAUUCGAUGGACAACAGCUUUAUCAACAACCAAAUAAACCCAAUGAACAACCAUCCAGCCAGAGCUUUACGCUUACAAAUAAUCCAUCUGCGGUUCACUUACCCAACACACAAUCAGCCAUUGAUCAAUCAGGUUUGACAAAAGCUUUAAAAUUCUUGAAAAAUUAUCGAAAACUGAAUCCAAAUUCAGGUAAAAUUGUUUCACAACAACCAAAAUCUGAACUUCAAGCAUUUGGAGCUGUACCGUAUCAAAAGCCGCAUGAAAACCAACCAGUUAUGUACUCAAAUCACUAUUACCAAAGACAACAAUACCAAACGGAUCCCGGCGCAUCAACACCUUCUAAACCUUAUGGUCAGAGUGCAAUGUACAGACAACCAAAUUUUUCGAAUCAGUACUACUCAAAUACAUAUACUUAUCCCAGUUCACAAAGCCAUACUUUCCAUGAUCCUGUAAUUAGCCCUGGGCCUUAUCAGAAUGUUAUGUAUCACCAGUACGAGCGUCCUUAUCAGCCCACGAUACAGACUAAUUACCAACCAGUCCAACCAAUCCCUGAUACUGGAAUUCUGAUCCGGGCAGGCGAAGGUAUCCCGAUUCCAAGUUCUUCAAGUGUUCAACCACAGUUUAAUUACUCUGAUGCACCCACAAAUCCCGUUCAAUAUAUUCAGCCAACUCCACAAAUCGAUACCAGGUCAUACUAUCCUACAUCUUCAGCAGAUAAUGUUCCCAUAGUACACCAGAUGUCGCGGUAUCAAAAUGCUCCACAGACGUACACCCAACAAGAAUACUCUGUGGCUGCUACACCGACAAACCAAAGCCCACAAGCUAUGUACUUGCCAGUGAAUCAACCACGGUCUAUCAAUUUUUAUCCGACAGUGUCACAACAAAACUUCAUUCAGCAACCGCAUCUACAACUAACUCCACCGCCACCGACUACUGCAUCUCCAGCAUACCAACCAGAAGUUGAAAUAGAAAGCCCAGAGAAUCCAUCAACCACACCAACUCCAAUCACUACUACCCAGCUGCCUCUUUUCAUACACAAUGUUCUGCCCGCUUUGCCAACGGAGAUCAGCGCUUUAAAGAUGAUGCAACCUAACCAACCCAAGCCACGGUCGCCAACCAGAGAUCAGUUGGCCUAUCUAAGUCCUGAAUUUCAACACAGUUUACAUCUGAGAGGAUAUUGA
Molecule: messenger RNA, 3555 nt
Organism: Lottia gigantea (owl limpet)
Lineage: Eukaryota; Metazoa; Mollusca; Gastropoda; Lottiidae
Exons: 2
Coding region: 1-3555 (1184 amino acids)
Source: RefSeq, a predicted model, not a curated record